Messenger RNA from Triplophysa rosa, 1540 nucleotides. RefSeq names its product potassium voltage-gated channel, delayed-rectifier, subfamily S, member 3b (gene kcns3b). The transcript has a single exon. Lineage: Eukaryota; Metazoa; Chordata; Actinopteri; Cypriniformes; Nemacheilidae. Gene Ontology annotation, cellular component: voltage-gated potassium channel complex; membrane. The record is from RefSeq and is a predicted model, not a curated record. Gene Ontology annotation, molecular function: voltage-gated potassium channel activity; protein binding. Gene Ontology annotation, biological process: potassium ion transmembrane transport; protein homooligomerization. Bases 71 to 1318 code for a protein of 415 amino acids.
UACCAUUUCUUAGAAAAUGCAAGGGCACUUUCCUCAAGUUUCCUGAAGACACUGAAGCAGUACCUCCACCAUGGUGUAUGGACAAGUUUUUCACCACCAGAGCAUUGAAGAAGAUCUGGUUAACAUCAACGUUGGAGGUAUCCAGCACAAGGUGGAGCGCUGCGUUCUGCUCCGCUUCCCGAACACGCGUGUGGGUCAGUUAGUCCAGUGCUGUAAUGUCGCAGCCAUACUGGAGCUCUGUGACGACUACAGCCCCGCCGAGCAGGAGUACUACUUCGACAGGAGCCCACAAGUCUUUCACUGCGUCCUCAAUUUCUACCGCACAGGCCACUUUCACGCUUUGGAGAAGCUCUGUGUGUUUUGCUUCAUUCAGGAGAUGGAAUACUGGGGCAUUUGUGAGAUGGAUCUGGAUGCCUGCUGUCUCGAUUGGUUUCUGGAGCGAAAAGACGAGAAGGAGGAGAAUGCGGACUCUGUUCUUGAAGCAUCAUCCGGAGAGGUCUCAGUCGUCAAGGAUGACAUGGAGUUUGAGGGCACGUGGUGCUCAGAUAUGCAUAGGUUACUGUGGCGAACACUAGAAGAUCCCAGUUACUCCAGAAGUUCGAAGGGUGUCGCCGUGUGCUCGGUCAUGGUCAUUCUGACCUCCAUCGUGGCCAUGUGUGUCCGCAGUGUGCCCGAGUUCAGGGACAUUGAUAGUGAGUAUUCUGCACUGGCCUGUUUGGAGUUGAUCUGUGUUAUUUUCUUCACGGUGGAGUUCGCCCUGCGGGUGGUCGCUGCUCCUCGGCCGUGGAGAUUUUUGGGAAAUCCUUUGAAUAUGAUCGACAUUGCUUCCAUCUUGCCUUUCUAUGUCAUCCUUGCCUUCGAAGGUUUGGAUGAGGAGGACACGGAGGACACCCAAGGUCUGGUCAAUAUCGGACAAGUGGUUCAGGUUCUCCGGUUGAUGAGGGCAUUCAGGGUGCUGAAGCUCGCGAGACAUUCAGAAGGCGUGAGAGCUUUUGGGGAGACGCUGAAACAUUGCCACCAUGAGGUGGGGCUUCUCAUUCUUUUCAUGACUGUUGGAAUAUCAUUCUUCUCAACGUUGAUCUACUAUACCGAGAAGGAGGACGCUUCAUCCAAGAUGUCUUCCAUUCCUUAUUGUUGGUGGUGGGCCAUUGUUUCCAUGACAACAGUGGGCUACGGGGAUGUGUAUCCACAGACAGUGGCCGGGAGAAUUGUAGCUAGCCUUUGCAUUCUCUGCGGUCUGCUGGUUGUUUCCGUACCCAUCACCACAAUCAUGAACAACUUUUCUAAAUAUUUUGAGAGAAAUAAUGCAAAAAGGUGACUUUCAGCAUCAAUGAAAUACAAACUUUGCCACCUUACCAAUUGCUUCGAUAUGUUAGUUAUGAUAUGUGACCCUUGACUACAAAACCAAUCCUUAGUAGCACGGGUAUUUUUGUAGUAAUAGUCAACAAUACAUUGUAUAGGUUUAAAUUAUCUAUUUUUCUUUUAUGCCAAGAAUCAUUAGGAUACUAAGUAAAGAUCAUGUUCCAUGAAGAUACAGUGA